CCGGCUGGAGAAAGCCGCUUAGUCUCAAAUCGGCUUUUGUCCCGUGGUGAGGUGUCGUGUGUUCCAUCCAAAAGUGUUUAUUUACGUAUUACCACCUCAAAAAAGGCUUUGUACUACUGCCAAGAAUUACUACACAAGGAAUUACCCAACGUUUUAAAGGCAGGUCCCACUCGCUCUGGCACAUCGAAUUCAAAAAGUGAGGAAAGCAGGAUGGUCUGCCGGGUCGACGAGCUGCUGGCUCGCUGGUUCUACAAGCUGGGCGUGCGGGUGGCGAUGACACCGGGCUAUUUCAUCAUAGUUCCCAUCCUUCUGUCGUUGCUCUGCAUCACCGGCUACCAGAGGAUCCACUACCAGAUGGACCCAGAGUACCUUUUCAGCCCUGAGAACGGCGACGGGAAACACGAGAGGGCCGUCGUCGAAGAGUUCUUCAAGAUGAACUACUCGAGCAGAUUCAAUCCAACGAGGAUAACGAGAGCGGGACGAUUCGGACGUGUGAUUAUCCUGCCGAAGGUCGGCGAUGACCUUCUGUCCGUCGAAGUCUGGCGAGAACUCCGCCUCCUCGAUUCGAUAGUGAGAAAUUCGUCGAUCGUAUUCGGCGAAGAGAAGGAGCGCUUCUUCUACCAUGACAUCUGCGCCCGGUGGUUGGACAAUUGCUUCGAAAACGACAUCCUCAACCUGGACAAGAUCAUGGACGAAGUGGUCGCCGGCACCCUCAACCUCACAUUCCCGAUCAUGAUCAACCCGGAGACCUGGGACGCCCACAUAUUCCCGGUCUACUUCGGCGGGCCCGUCGUCCGGGACGGCUUCAUCGUCAAAGUGCCCAGCAUGCAGCUGGCCUACUUCGUCAACGCCGACUCCAAAUACCAGGAUGAAAGAGGAGCUAUGUGGGAAGAGGCAUUCCUCGAAGCGGUCGGUGCAGCUGAGGAUUCCGGGGUCUUCAAGUACAUCUCGACUGCACGCUUCGCAUCUCGUACGCUGGACAUUGAGCUAGAGCGAAACACCCAGAGCGUGGUGCCUUACUUCGGCUCGACUUUCGUCAUCAUGGCGAUCUUUUCGACAAUAACGUGCAUGAUGACUGACUGGGUCCGCAGCAAACCUCUUCUCGGGGUCCUCGGCAACGUCUCGGCCGCCAUGGGCACCGUGGCCGGAUUCGGGUUGGCCAUCUACUGCGGGAUCGACUUCAUCGGUAUCAACCUCGUCUCGCCGCUCCUCAUGUGCAGCAUCGGGAUCGACGAUACUUUCGUUAUGUUGGCGUCUUGGAGGAGAACGCCGGUCACGGAUUCUGUAGCGGAACGUCUAGGGAAGACGAUGUCCGAAGCCGCCGUCUCGAUCACCAUCACCUCCGUCACGGACAUCAUCUCGCUCUGGAUCGGGAUACUCAGCCCUUUCCCCAGCAUCAGGAUAUUCUGCCUCUACAGCAGUUUUGCCGUCUUUUUUAUUUUCACUUGGCACAUCACCUUCUUCGCCGCAUGUAUGGCCAUCUCGGGCUACUCGGAGCAAGAAAACAGACACUCGAUUUGCUGCGUCAAAGUCCUGCCUGUGUCUCAAUCAGGUGACAAAUCAUGGUUGUACAGGGUGUUCUGUGCCGGAGGGAUCAAUCCGAAAGACCCCAACAACCGUCUUGACAGCCCUGGAAACAUGCUCAUGAAUUACUUCAGAGAUUCACUUGCACCCUGUCUUUCAUGGUGGCCUGUCAAAAUGUUUGUUCUGAUAACAUUCAUCCUCUACCUCAUCGGGGCCUGCUACGGGCUAACGACGCUCCAAGAAGGCCUGCAGCGUAGAAAGCUUUCAAAGGCAGACUCGUAUUCGAUCAUCUUCUAUGAUAGAGAAGACUUCUACUUUAGAGAAUUUCCUUAUAGGAUGCAAGUUGUUGUGAAUGGAGAUUUAUAUUUUUCUGAUGUGAAAACUCAGGAAAAGAUUGAGAAUCUCACUCAAGCUUUUGAAGCAUCUCCGUAUAUCUCAAAUGCACUUUAUACUGAAUCUUGGCUCCGUUCUUUUAUCGGCUACAUAAAUAGGAAUAAAGAGUACCUGAACACUUCGAUUGACACUGAGCCAGAAUUUAUUGAAGCUCUAAAUGAUCUGUGGCUUUUCAAGCCAAACCCAUUUUCUCUUGAUGUGAAAUUCAAUGAGAACAAAACGAGAAUAGUAGCAAUGAGAUUCAUGGUACAGGCAGUGAAUAUCAGUGAUGGAAACAUGGAGAAAGAUAUGGUCAGGGAUUUGAGAAGAAUAGCAAGAGAGUCAGAUCUCAAUGUUACCGUGUUCCAUCCUUAUUUUGUCUUUUUUGACCAGUUUGAACUUGUAAAGCCGACAUCCAUCCAAUCGAUGAUAGUAGGAGCUGUGAUUAUGAUGAUAAUUUCUUUUAUCUUCAUUCCAAACUUUAUAUGUUCUCUGUGGGUUGCGUUUUGCAUAGUGAGCAUAGAGACGGGAGUCGCCGGGUACAUGGCUCUCUGGGACGUCAACUUAGACUCGAUAUCCAUGAUCAAUCUAAUUAUGUGCAUCGGAUUUUCAGUAGACUUUACCGCCCAUAUAUGCUAUGCUUAUAUGUCAUCUAAAGCAGAGACCUCAAAUGAAAAGAUUAAAGAGUCACUAUAUGCCCUCGGUCUCCCGAUAUUUCAAGGAGCGAUGAGCACGAUACUCGGCGUCAUCGCUUUGGUCUUAGCAGACAGUUAUAUUUUCUUUGUAUUUUUCAAAAUGAUCUUCCUCGUAAUACUGUUCGGAGCUUUGCACGGUAUGUUCCUAUUGCCGGUUCUGCUGUCGCUCUUUGGCCCCGGGAGCUGCAAGAGGAAAAAAGUCGACUUAGUGAUCGCCGAGAAAUUUCCUCACCCGUACUGCAUUCCGCAUCCUCAGUUCAGCAAGCAUAUGGUCACUUACGAAAGCGAUGCCCUGCCUGGGAAAUAUAUUACGGAUGACAGAGACCUAGGCCUCGGCACCUCGGGGGAAGACUCGAGCGAGUCGAGCUCGUCCAAGUCCCAGAGAAGGCAGGUCGAGGACGAAGACGAGCGUCAGAGGCAAAGAUACCUCGACGGCUGGAGGAGGCCGUCGCACAUACGUUCUCACUCAUACCACAACGGCGGGUAUUUGAGUGACGAGGAUGUACGACCUUGGAGACGUUCCUACGACCACCGCUUCACAUGAAACCUCCUGUUGUAUUACCUGUGCUCAAUGACUGAUAGAACUUUCGAGACUCGAAGGUCGAUGUUGCUCUAGUGCAACUAUAGGGUUACUUAUUUUGAUUUGUAUAUAAUUUAUUACUUUUUGCAUCUUAGUAAAAAGUGAUUAAUUUUUUUUUAUUAAAAAAAUGUCUUGUAUAUAAAUAUUGUCUAGUG
This is a messenger RNA of Cimex lectularius (bed bug), 3326 nucleotides long. RefSeq names its product patched domain-containing protein 3 (gene Ptr). The record is from RefSeq and is a predicted model, not a curated record. Bases 211 to 3135 code for a protein of 974 amino acids. NCBI's taxonomy places the organism in Eukaryota, Metazoa, Arthropoda, Insecta, Hemiptera, Cimicidae. The transcript is spliced from 13 exons. Gene Ontology annotation, cellular component: plasma membrane; cytoplasmic vesicle membrane.